Melopsittacus undulatus (budgerigar) is the source of this 1798-nucleotide messenger RNA. RefSeq names its product potassium channel tetramerization domain containing 16 (gene KCTD16). The transcript is spliced from 3 exons. Gene Ontology annotation, molecular function: protein binding. Lineage: Eukaryota; Metazoa; Chordata; Aves; Psittaciformes; Psittaculidae. Gene Ontology annotation, cellular component: signaling receptor complex; presynaptic membrane; postsynaptic membrane. The record is from RefSeq and is a predicted model, not a curated record. The coding region runs from base 484 to 1767 and encodes 427 amino acids. Gene Ontology annotation, biological process: regulation of G protein-coupled receptor signaling pathway; protein homooligomerization.
ACUCGGGUUAACUCUUGAGACCUCCACGGAUGUUGCUAAGAGCACUUUUCCUGCCUUUGCUGUCCCUUGCUGGGAUCGGAUUUCGUACUCGCUGGACUCUGUGUGCCUGUCUGUGUGUUCUGAGUGUCUUGAGAUUUUGCUUUUCUUUCCAAGAGCUGUGCAUUGACUGUAACCAAGACCCAUGAAGGACCAUAGGCUUGGCUUGACCUUGAUUUUGGUGGUUUUGUUGGAAGAUGUAAUGAUGUGAUUGCGUUUCGUGAAGUGAUUGCUCUUCAGCCUCUGUGGCUUAGGGUAGAAGCCACUUCUGCCUCACUGUCACUCGUGAACAAUUUGGGUUUUUUUUAAACAAACCUCUUGGCUGUUUUUCUUUUCUCACUUCCCCUUUGCCCCCUGUUUCUCCUCAGUGUUGGAAGCUUUAUUCUACUCUUUAAUGUGAUUGAUAGUCCUGCUGCUUCCUGCUGCUGAUUUCUGUUUUGAAGUACAAUGGCUCUGAGUGGCAACUGCAGGACUUACCUUCCUUCUCGAGAGCAGGGGUCGGGGCUGCACUCCUUCCCAGAGGUAGUGGAGCUAAAUGUGGGUGGCCAGGUUUACUUCACUCGCCAUUCCACCUUGGUUGGCACCCCUCACUCCCUGCUCUGGAAGAUGUUCACCCCAAAGAGAGACACGGCAAAUGAUCUGGCCAAGGACUCCAAGGGAAGAUUCUUCAUCGACAGAGAUGGUUUCCUUUUCCGCUACAUUCUGGACUAUCUCAGGGACAAGCAAGUGGUUCUGCCUGACCACUUCCCAGAGAAGGGAAGGCUCAAGAGGGAGGCUGAGUACUUCCAGCUCCCAGACUUGGUCAAACUCCUGACUCCUGAUGACAAGCAGCAAAGCCCUGAUGAUUUUUGCCACAGUGACUAUGAAGAGGUCUCCCAAGGCAGUGACACAAGAAUAUGUCCACCCUCGUCACUUUUACCUUCUGAUCGCAAGUGGGGAUUCAUUACCAUUGGGUACCGAGGGUCCUGCACUGUGGGCAGAGAGAGCCAAGCAGAUGCCAAAUUCAGGAGGGUCCCGAGGAUUUUGGUUUGUGGAAGGAUUGCUCUGGUCAAAGAGGUCUUUGGAGAAAGUUUGAAUGAAAGCAGAGACCCAGACAGGGCUCCAGAGAGGUACACCUCCAGGUUCUAUCUCAAGUUCAAGCACCUGGAAAGGGCUUUCGACAUGUUAUCCGAGUGUGGAUUCCACAUGGUGGCCUGUAACUCCUCGGUGACAGCUUCCUUUGUCAACCAGUACACAGAUGACAAGGUCUGGUCCAGCUACACCGAAUAUGUCUUCUACCGCGAACCCUCCAGGUGGUCCUCGUCCCACUGCGACUGCUGCUGCAAGAACGGCAAAGGUGACAAGGAGGGGGAGAGCGGCACGUCCUGCAACGAGCUGUCCACGUCGAGCUGCGACAGCCAGUCUGAGGCCAGCUCCCCGCAGGAGACCGUCAUCUGCGGCCCCGUCACCCGCCAGCCCAACAUACAGACUCUGGACCGGCCGGCUAAGAAGGGGCCGGUGCAGCUGCUGCAGCAGUCCGAGAUCCGCAGGAAGAGCGACCUGCUCCGGACUCUCACCUCCGGCUCCCGCGAGUCCAACUCCAGCAAGAAGAAAGCGGUGAAGGAGAAGCUCUCCAUUGAGGAGGAGCUGGAAAAAUGCAUCCAGGAUUUCCUCAAAAUCAAAAUUCCAGACAGGUUUCCAGAGAGGAAACAUCCCUGGCAAUCCGAACUGCUGCGGAAGUACCACCUAUAGGCUCAGGGCGGGGGAAGCACACGACCUGCUC